Molecule: messenger RNA, 1374 nt
Organism: Malassezia globosa CBS 7966
Lineage: Eukaryota; Fungi; Basidiomycota; Malasseziomycetes; Malasseziales; Malasseziaceae
Exons: 1
Coding region: 1-1374 (457 amino acids)
Molecular function (GO): protein binding
Source: RefSeq, a predicted model, not a curated record
AUGGCGGAUGCAUCCCAAAUCACAGCACUUGCCACCGAAGCUGGCCGGAUUGCGAUUGGACAAGUGUCCGGCCGCAUCUCGCUGUGGGAUUUGGAUGGCCAAACUUUCACUGAUGUUUCCGUCACGCUAAGCGACGCUUCUGCGGAUAGUGUGGAUGCUAAUGGCAUGCGCGACAGUCUUCAUUCGGUCCAGAAACUUGUAUUCUGCGCUGAGUCCAUCUUGUCACUCCAUGGUGACGGCUCGAUGUAUGCGUGGCCCUCAAUGCUAGGCGAUUCCAUGAGUCGUGCACGCGUUCUGGUUGAAUCGCAGAACGAGCUCGCCCCCUCAUGGACAGCCGCGUCUCUAUCGACGAAUGAGCCAGGGACUUGGAUAGGCGCCUCGUCGUCGCGUGGGCAUCUUGCCAUAUAUCAUGUGUCAAAAGACUUGCGCGUCGUCCAAAUGUACACGGUCCAAAAUCCUGCCAACGUGCCGAUCCGCUGUGCUGUGCUUGUUCCUCAAUGUUCUAAUGGACAGAACCGGCAAGAUCUUUCUAUACGUCCUACACCACCACGGAAUCCUGGGAUUUUGUCGCCAUCCGCCACUAGCGCGACUCCUAAAACGGUAACAGCACCAACAGCCACUUCAUCGUCUUCAUCUUCUUGCUUGGCAUCUCCUGCACAUAGGCACAAUCUUGCCGCGGGUGAUGAAAAGGGAAUCUUGCACGUAUGGAAACUACUGGAUAAAGGGAGCUCAUCAAUUGACAUGGAUCUUGCGUUAGACAUGCCUUUUGAUGGGCCUGUGCGAGCUAUGCAAAUCAUGCCAGGCACAACGCUAUUACUCGUACAGACAUCCAACCGCGUUUGGCUUAUUGAGUGGCUUGAUACACGACGUCUACCGCUUCAACCUCUCGACAGUAUUCCGAAUCCACGUGGCUCGGUCGAUAUUGUUCCCAUGCCUAGAGUUGAGUGGCUGUUAGGCAUAUGUCGUGCAGGUGAAGCAAGUUCUCGCUGGGAAAUUUGGCGGGCCCGCAUUCCUUCAUCGUUGGUGCAACAUGUCACUCCAAGCACGACAGCUGCAGUUACAGCUUUAGCCUCUACAUCCAACCCAGCCUUCAAGUCGGCAUCUUCACCAGAAUCGACCACCGUGUCGGCAUUGACAGCAAGUUCCUCAACGAGCGGUAAUUUUUUCCAGGUUGAGCGGAUUCCCAUCGACAUUGAGUCCCUGAUACGUACAGCCGUGCGCAAUUCCGUUGUACAAGGUCUGCACCCACCGUCUCGUCUGCCUUUGCUCACGACACGCAUCGACCGGAUGUUUCGUGUCGGCAAUACAUGGCAAUGGAUCAUUCCAUUUGGAAGCACUAUACUUGCUUUUUCUGCUGAGCAGGGAACUACAUAA